This is a messenger RNA of Poecile atricapillus (Black-capped chickadee), 3740 nucleotides long. RefSeq names its product pseudouridine synthase 1 (gene PUS1). Gene Ontology annotation, molecular function: pseudouridine synthase activity; RNA binding. Gene Ontology annotation, cellular component: nucleus. Bases 11 to 1948 code for a protein of 645 amino acids. Lineage: Eukaryota; Metazoa; Chordata; Aves; Passeriformes; Paridae. The record is from RefSeq and is a predicted model, not a curated record. The transcript has 6 exons. Gene Ontology annotation, biological process: mRNA pseudouridine synthesis; tRNA pseudouridine synthesis.
CUGAGGGGAAAUGGAGCCAGAGGUGCCCAUGCUUGACACUGGCACAAAGAGAGGGCGUGUGGAAAAAGGGACUAAUGUGACAUCACUCUGGGAAGGGAACCGUGAACUUUUACUGAAGGCCUGUGUGCACUGUGAACUAUUCCCUUCCCUCGUCCUCGCCUCAGUUUUGUCAGUGCCUGUUUCUCCAUGGAUAAGGAAAAAUGGGCUGCUUUACUCCCACAGCCACCGUGUACCGCCGGAAUGUAAUUCUGCCUUUUCCUCCGCUUUUCUGCGAUUUAACAAUAUGACAAUUUCUGGGUGUGGAGAGCCCGUGUGCGGGAAGUGGCAAUCCCCCCACCCUGGUCACUGCCAGUACUGGAGCAGGGCGGGCUCUCCAGGCUGGGAACCCCGGCGCAGAGCUGGCUCUACACGCCAUCCCUUUUUUCACUCGGAGGGAGAUCCGGGAAGGGCUCCGUUUGCUGUCCGGCGCUUCCCUCAGCCCGCCCCGCUGCCCUCACGGCGCUGCCCUCACGGCGCUGCCCUCACGGCGCUGCCCUCACGGCGCUGCCCUCACGGCGCUGCCCUCACGGCGCUGCCCUCACGGCGCUGCCCUCACGGCGCUGCCCUCACGGCGCUGCCCUCACGGCGCUGCCCUCACGGCGCCCGCUGCUUCGCGCUCCCCGCCGUGUCCCCGCGCGGCCGCCGUAUCCGCACGUGUGCGUCCCGCGUGGUGCCGUUGCUGCGCAGCGCCCGCGUUCUUACAAUGGCUGAGGAUUUGAUAGCAGCGGUUGCCAGCCAGACAAAGAGGCUCAACAGCAGCAGCGAGGUGGUUCAAAGGCUGGAAGAAAACGGGCAUCAAAACAAAAGGUUGAAGAGCGAUGUGGAUGAGGAAGAUGCAGAGGAUCAGAAUAAGAAGUCACCCAAAAGGAAGAUUGUGCUGUUGAUGGCAUAUUCAGGGAAAGGCUACCAUGGCAUGCAGAGAAACGUGGGAUCUUCCCAGUUCAAGACAAUUGAGGAUGACCUAGUCUCUGCCCUUGUUCAGUCUGGAUGCAUCCCAGAAAACCACGGGGAAGAUAUGAAGAAGAUGUCUUUCCAGCGCUGUGCUCGAACAGAUAAGGGUGUGUCUGCAGCUGGACAGAUUGUGUCACUGAAGGUCAGGCUAAUAGAUGACAUCUUAGAAAAGAUCAAUAAUCAUCUUCCUUCUCACAUCAGAAUUCUGGGCCUGAAGAGAGUCACCGGGGGAUUCAACUCCAAGAACAAAUGUGACGCCAGAACCUACUCUUACAUGCUACCAACGUUUGCCUUUGCCCAUAAGGACCAUGAGGUGCAGGAAGAGCUUUAUCGGCUGGACACAGAGACCCUUGAAAGGGUCAAUAAACUGCUGGCCUGCUACAAAGGGACACACAACUUCCACAACUUCACAUCACAGAAGGGCCCCAGGGACCCCAGUGCCAAGCGGUACAUCAUGGAGAUGUACUGUGGUGAGCCCUUCGUCAGGGAAAACAUGGAGUUUGCAGUGAUCAAAGUGAAGGGUCAGAGUUUCAUGAUGCACCAGAUCAGGAAGAUGAUUGGGCUGGUGAUAGCAAUUGUGAAAGGUUAUGCUGCUGAGUCCAUCAUGGAAUGCAGCUGGGGAGAGGAGAAGGUCGAUGUCCCCAAAGCCCCAGGACUUGGGCUGGUUUUGGAGAAAGUACACUUUGAAAAAUACAACAGGCGUUUUGGGAAUGAUGGGCUGCAUGAGCCACUGGAGUGGACAGAGGAGGAGGAGAAGAUUGCUGUUUUCAAAGAGCAGUACAUCUAUCCUACCAUUAUCAACACAGAAAGGGAGGAGAAAUCCAUGGCAAACUGGCUAAACACCCUCCCCAUUCAUGACUUCAACUCAUCCGCUGUUGAGAUGCAAACGAACAACAAAAAUUCAAAGAAGAGCAGCGAUAUCGAAGGCAGCGAUGGUUGUGAUGAUGAUUCUGACUGAACCAGCAAGUGGCUGGACAUGGGACCCUUUGUCUACAAAAAGUGGCCUUUCUAAACCCAAGAAUCCAGUGAAACAGGAGUUUGUGUGCUUGCAGAAUGAGAACUGGAUGCCCAGGAGAAGCUGGGUGGGGAAGACGGUGCAGUAGAAAAAACAGAAGCUUUUUAUACCACUGACUGAUUCACCUGACUGAUAUACUUGAAAACAGUGUAGUGGGAAAGCAGCUUUCUAAAAAAAUCUUGAAAUGCAGGAUAUCCUAAUUGCUGUUUGAAUAAUGUUUUUAUAAUAAUGUUUAUUUGGAAAAUAGUAUUUUAACUAUGUAUAAUCUCUACGUAAAGAUGGGGCAAAUCAUUUUAAUAUACUCUUUUUUUAUUAUGAAGUUACAACUUCAUGAGCUUUUGAUUUUUUUAAUAAUUUACCUUUACUUGAACUGAAUCUCCCAGCUUUUAUUCUUCAUGUCAUCCAUGGUUUUCCUAUGGAAUAACAUGCAUGACCCUGAGAUUAACUCAGUUAUCUACAGUGUGGUGCUAAAAAUGCCCAGGUUGUGGAUUCAAUUCCUUUAUGGGCCAUUCACUUAGAGUUGGACUUGUUGAUGCUUGUGGGACCCUUCCAACUCAGAAUACUCUGUGAUUUAGAAACUAUGGGUUAGGAACUCACUAUCAUGCUGACUGCCAUGUACUCUUUUGGUUUUGAAACAAGUUUCUGUGUUUUCUAGAGCUUUGCAGAUCUGAAAGAAAUGAUUCCUUACUCAGUGAAAGGGCUUCUGUUUGGAAUGUGGACUGAACCCCAUACAUUCCAAAAUGAGACAUUUUCUGUGGAAGGUGCCGUCCUCCCGGCAUUGCCCUCGUGUGUGGGCAGGUUCAAGGAUAUAAAUCCACAGCUCCAGGUGUACUUGGGCCUUUGCUGCCUGAGGUGUAACCCAGAAAUCCUUUUGAGCCAUCCGCAGGAUCCAGAGUUUAAUUGAUUUGGCAUGUGUGAAAGAAAUGGUGCUGAAUUCUCUGGGCUUCAAUCAGGCUGGAUUUGUGAACUCUUCAAUCCCAUCAGGCUCCUCAGAUCAGGGAAUGUAUGCAGUGAUAUGGGAGGCACGUGUCUGAGCACUGCCAUCCUCUGGGAAUCAAUUUUAAUUUUCAAUGUUUUCAGGAAUUCCAUAUCCUGGAGUUGAUGCUCCUUUUUCCCAUCAGUGUUUAACUUCUGGUUCUUGUUUCCAGCUCUCUGGAGGUGGCAGAAGAAAUUACACCCUCCUGCCUUACCAACCUGCGGAACACUAUUGAAAUAUUGGAACAAGACUCCAAGUGUUUGGAUAUUCCCUUGCUUGAGUCUGUGUGGAGUCUUGCUUUCUAAUUACUGAAAAUAAGGAGUCAACUCUUUGUUCCCACAUAUAGUGGGUUUUGGCCAAAGCCUUUAAUUUUAUAGUUCCUUCUGGAAUGAUUCUUUUGGUUUUGAAGGUUUUUUUUGGGUUGGUGGUAAUUUGGGGGUAUUUUUUGGGGCACAGCUGUACUUUUAAAAAUGAUUCUCAUGUUCAUUUUAUCUGGGUUUUCUUUAGAGCUUUUUAUCAUGAAGGCCUUGCUUGAUUUUAUGAGAGCAAGUGUAUAAGAAGUGUCCUGGAGAGGGUUUCUGCUUGGAUUUUCAUUUACAUCCCUUGCUGGUCCCUACUCUGCAUUCCCUUCCGUCCAAAGCUCCAUUUCCCUAUGCCAUUCAAUCUGAAAAAAAAAAUUACCUUUAUCUACUUAUAAUAAAGGCCCCAAAGCUGUGAUAUGUACCACAGUUGAAAUCAAAGAGAAAAUUUAUUUGGAGA